Molecule: messenger RNA, 6970 nt
Organism: Hyalella azteca
Lineage: Eukaryota; Metazoa; Arthropoda; Malacostraca; Amphipoda; Hyalellidae
Exons: 6
Coding region: 297-4169 (1290 amino acids)
Biological process (GO): ubiquitin-dependent protein catabolic process; positive regulation of proteasomal ubiquitin-dependent protein catabolic process; protein polyubiquitination
Cellular component (GO): cytoplasm; ubiquitin ligase complex
Molecular function (GO): ubiquitin conjugating enzyme binding; ubiquitin protein ligase activity; zinc ion binding
Source: RefSeq, a predicted model, not a curated record
GAAGCGUGUGGUGUCGCAAAAUUUUGUGCAUGAAUUGAUCAAGCAAAGCCGUUCUAAAAUAAUUUUAUAACGCUUUAUCUAACAUUCUGUAAUUUCAGUUCCAGAAAUAAUCUUUUAAAGAAUUUCCAUGCAAUCUAAAAUUUAUUUGAUAUUGUGCUAAAUAUAAACGACCCUGGUCUCAAAAACUUGUUUGGUGAGCUUUCAGGAUCCGCCGAAACUCAAUCAAAUUUGAUCUCUUCUUGGCACCAAGAUGGAGACCAUAGCAGUUAUGCAGGGCUUGAAGACGGCCUUCCAAGAUGGCCGCCGUUGGUCCACUCAUCAGUAACCGGAGGGACACAGGAUCUUCCAUUCAGAAUCCCAUUUCUGUGCCCUCGUCAUCCAUCGCUCAAUACUGCUUCAACGGAAGCCAAGAGCGAGUUUCAAGUCCUCCAGCGGGAACGUCACUUGAAUCCCCCAACCGAUCCCAGAAAGCCGAUAAAGUUGCUUCCACUUCUCCAUCUCUCCAUAAACUCCUGGUUGGAUCUAAAAGCGUUCCAGUCGAUUCCAAAAUUUUAAAUUUCCGAGAAUUUGCUCCGCCAGUUCCUGUGCACUCAGGGUCUCCAGCAAAACAAACUUUUCCUUUACCUCCCGUGAGAACUUCUCCUCUGACUAGCCCAGUUACAAAUUCGUCCCCGGGGCAGAUAUCGAGUUUCAAUUCCAACAUCAGUAACCAUCGGCCGCUGGUCAAAUCCCUAUCGCCUACAUAUUCUUCUUCUCCCCACAACUCUCUUUCUCCUUCCGUAAGUCCCGUUUCAAAUUCUCCUUAUUGCUCCAACCCUUCUUUCAACCAGUCAUUUUCGCCCGUUAAAAGUGCACAAUUCCAUAAACCUUUGAGUGGGCAGCGCUCUUCGCCGUCUCUCCACCGUCAUGCUAGUAGAGCAACAUUUUUGCGAACUCCUCCUAAGUCUCCGCUUCUUUUGACGAGCUCUUCUCGUAAACUAUCUUGUCCGAAAAUAUCUCGAGUUUCUCCGACUCAGUUCAAAUUUCAGCAGUACCAUUACUCCGAAGUUCCCAAGUCAGAUUCCGCCUUCUCUGAAGACAUUUAUGCUUACUCUCCCAUACUCCGUGGAUAUUCUCCGGACUCGCCCGUUUCCCCACCAAAGCUCAAGUCGUCCGUUACUCAAGAUUCUGGUAUCAGUUACCCUUACGGUCUACACAAAUCGGAGUCAUCGUAUUCUGAGCAGAUCAUCCCAUGCAGGCAAACCUCAGUUUUGCCUAAGUCAAGGUCUACUAUCUUUCGGUCAGACUCGGCUUAUUCAGAAAUAGAAUAUUCGUAUUCAACAAUACCUCAGUCUGAGUCAUUCUGUUUGGAAGAGGAAUACGCGUAUCUUUCACUGCCCAAGUCUGAUUCUACGUACUCAGAAAAUAUCCUUUAUUACCAGAAUCAAAAACAAAGAGAUCAAAUCCCUCGUUCUUUAUCAUCUUGUAGUUAUCAAUUUGCAAACAGCUGUGAAGCUGAUGAUCUCCAGUUUAUAGACGAAGAAAUUGGAGUGUCUUUUUGCAGUUCGGUGAUUGGUGGUCGUUUCGGUCGAUACCGAAGCUUGUCUCAGACGUCCGGCCCACGAAGGUCAAAAAGCCAAGCGACAGUUUGUCCAGUUUCCAGCGUGUUUGUGAAACCCUUAUGCUCAUCAAAUCCAAAUAACGUCACCAUGCCUUCCCUCAAAUCGAUAUUCAAAACACCACCCCGUCAGUCGGUUCCUGGCAAAGCUUCUAGGUACGAAAGAACAUCUAAGAAAAGCAUUAGCAAAGAUGUUUCAGCUCACAGUCUUAGGCUAUUGGACACGCCGGCGGGUCCCCAAAACUGCAUUAGGAAAAGCCACACGGUCCUUGCACUGUCCUCUACAAGUGCGGCCUCUAACUGCUCAGCGUCAACCAAACUAUUUCCGGGUGCUGAAGCAAACCAAUGUAAAGUACACCGAUGUCUGAGUAAAAACCUCCUCAAAAGCAUAAGCCAGACUCUCAAUUCAAGCAUUGGCCAGAAUCUCAACAAAUCAGAUCAGUUGAAUCCACCUCGUAAACGCUCACGACGAAGGUCCCAACUUUCAGCCUUCCUGCCGCGGUCUCUGUCGCGUGCGUCUUCGAUAGCUCCGUCUCUUGCGUCUGCUGGUGCGUCGUAUCUCGGUUCCUUCAUCGGGUCUCUGGGGAGUGGCGAGGACGACACCAUCUAUUGUCGUCUCUGCCUCAUGGACGUCUCUGUCAACUUGAUGUGCCAGCUUUCCUUUUGCCAGUGCAGGUUCUGCAGAUUUUGCAUGGCGGAGUACGUGCGCGUGCAAAUAUUGUCAGGACAGCACCGCAUCGAGUGUCCCGACGGCUCCUGCGACGCUCGUCGGGAUGGCGUCGGCGAGCUCACCUCCGACGAGAUCGAGGCUCUCGUCGGCAAUGACUUACUCGCCGUCAGGAAUAAACUCAAACUUGAUGCAGAGGUGACAGCUGAUCCUUUCCGCGUGUUCUGCCCUCGGCCCGGAUGCGCGACUGUCAUCCGACUGAAGCAACCAAAAUUUGCUAUAGAAGCCAAACACUCAAUUGGUCCUCAACCAAAGUCGAAUUUCCCUUCACAAAAGUCUUCUAAAUCCCUUUCACAGUCAUUCGUUUCUUCUGCAUCGCAAUCUAUUCCUCCUGUCCUACGACCGGUUCCUUCAGCACAGCCUACUAUUAUUCCUGUAAAUUCUUUUGUUCCUUCUGUAAGUCAAUUUAUUCCUCCAGGCCAAAGACAACCUAUUCCUUCCGUGCAAUCAACAUUUACUACAGACAAAGAAACCCACGUCAUUCCUUCUAGCCCCGUUAACAAAGCCGAGGCUGCGACCUCUAGAACAAGACGCAUUGGCACCACAGUAAACUUGUACUUGACGUCUCUCCCCGAGACUUCUGUUUUAGCGCAAAAUUCAUCUGAUGCAUUCAUUUCAAGUAGAAAAAGUUUACCUGAAACGUCCCGUACAGGCUCAUCCGAAACGUCCCCAAGUCUGAAAAUUCAACCAAAGACGUCCCUUCCAACGGAACCUAGUUUCUCCAGGAAGUCUCUUUUUAAUAAGAAAAAUUCAGCUGAGUUGUCCCUUCAAACGGGCGCGGCUCAAUUGAUACAAACCAGACCCUUGAUUUACGAGUCUCAUCGAACGUCAAUUUCUGCCGCUCGCGUGCCUUUCUCUGCAAAGAGAUCCUCUGAGAGCGUUCUUCCUCUUUCCCAUGAAACCGUUGAAGUUACUUCCGAAAAUGAUCUCAUUAAUAAUAGUAAUAGCUGUAACACUAGUAUAAAGAAUGACGCGUCAACUGUAUCUUUGACCAAAGCCCCAACUAGUGAGAUAGAUGAGGAUUUCUGUAGGUACGCUGAGAUUGAUGAGAAGAGCGCUAUGUUACCGGAACGCAGAAUAUCCUUGGACGAGGUAAAUAUGAUCAGAGAUAUAAAACGACCUAAAAUCUUGCCGCUAACGUCAUCUCCAAGACCGCUAAGACAAGCGGAAUAUCCUGCAGACCCAGACUUGUCUGCUGCCUUGGCAGGCCUUCAAUCCCCUGCCGAAUACAGGCCUUUUGCCGCGCUUCAGAUGCCACUUGAAUCUUCCUCCGACUUUAGGGUGUUGCAAGGGAUCCCCGAGCAGCCGGACAUCGAAGGUGUCAUGUCAGGGCACGGGGUAACGUGCCCCACGUGUCAGCUCUCCUUCUGCCCCUCAUGUGGACUUGAACCCCACGGGGAUGCCGCGUGUGCUUCCUCCCUGCGCGCGUCCUCCUCUAAAGGCAUCAAGCGGCAGUACAAUAAACUGAUGGGAGUUGACAGCAGCGACCUGCCUGGUGUGAUCAAGUGCUGUCCCAACCCCAAGUGUAGGGUCCCUAUCGAGCGCAACGAAGGCUGCGCACAAAUGCAGUGCCGGGCCUGCAAACACACCUUCUGCUGGUACUGCCUCGCUUCUCUCGAGGAGGACUUCCUUCUACGUCACUACGACAAGGGCCCGUGCCGCAACAAGCUCGGCCACAGCCGCGCCUCUGUGCUCUGUCACCGCCUGCAGGUCAUCGCUAUAUUCGUGAGUGUCGGGCUGCUUGUCUUCGCCGCUGCGCCCCUCUUGGUCUUCGUGGGGCCCUGCGUCCUCUGCUGCAGGAGCAAGAACAAAGAAGCGGCGCCCAACUCCAGUGAAGAUUGUUGAGAGCGGCGGUUGAUAUCUUGUAUAUUGGUUCUCUGCUAUUGUAAUGGUAAAUGAGUUUAUAAAUGUGGCCAGAACUCCAGUGAAGAUUGUUGAGAGCUGCGGUUGAUACCAUGUGAAUUGGUUCUCUGAUAUUGUAAUGGUAAAUGAGUUUAUAAAUGUGGCCAGAACUCCGUUGAUGAUUGUUAAUUGUUUCAUCUGAAGUAUGUGAAUUAGUUACCUGAUAUUAUAGCAGGAAAUUAGUGUAUAAAAGCAGUCAGAACUCCAGUAAAGAUUGUUGAGGACGGUGUUUGAUAUCAUGUGAAUUGAAACAUUUAUAUUGUCACAGUAAAUAAGUUUAUAAAUGUGUUUAGCUUCAUGAAUAAUCAUUGAGAUUAAACUUCCUUUGUAAUGCGCCAAGUUUUUUUUUUUUGCAACCGACUCGAUGUUUGUGUUGAGCGACAUCGUAGUUAUGAAAAAAGGUUUAAGUUUUUAAAAUCUUAAGAAUCGAAGCUUGAAAUUACGGCACAAAUGAUUAAAAUUUCAGUUAUAUUGUAGUUUGGGGUUUCUCAAUGUGCACUCAUUCAUGCAGAAGUGAACAAAACGUUUUUAUCUGUAUUUCUGAACUAACAUGUGUUGUAUUAAAGAUGUAAGCAUAUUUAACCCGAACAUAUUUGCUUUAAUUUUAGCAUUUAAUGUCUAUUGUUGUAAUAAAUGCCAAUAAAUACUCUCAUAUUGCGAAUUAACUUGAUACAGUGUAUUUAUUUAGUUUGUGAAUGGCUUCCUUGUAUCAAAAUACCAUGAAAUUAAGAUAUAUCUAUCUCAUACGACUUACUCAUGUUUGCUCACGUUUUACAGUUUGCAUAAUUUUCUGCUCUAUAAGGUUAUGUCUCAUGUCGUUUGUCCUGCUAGGAAACCAGCGAUUAAGAACUACAAUAAAGGAUCAGUGAAGUUUAUGAAUUCGCUGAACGUAAGUCAUUUGAAUCUGAAUGCGUUAGCUGUGUAGAGUUUCUUCUUGGAAUUUACCAUUUUUAAACGCAGUAAUAACUUGAAUAACCUGGAACCUGAAAUAUCAUCUUCCUUAUUACCCGUCAUCGAAACCAUAGCAGUAGCAAUAAAUGUAUUGGAUUGUCCAGCUCGGCAUUCCAGUCAAAAUAUGUAUCUGUAUGGGUAUGGACUUGCCUAGGUAGCCAGAGAUUGCAAUGCUUUAUGACGAUUGUGUCAAUGCACAAUUAUCACAUUUUUUUAUUCAAAUUUGUAUCUUAAGCGAGAAAUAAUGAGCGCUCUGGAGUCGCGAGUAUUUUGGCAGAGGCAAAUAUUGAGUGCUGUGUUUGUAUCUAGUGUAUGAGCUGGCGGGUGAUAAUCAUGGCAUGAUAAUAUCCAUGGUGCACACUUGUUAAUAUUCCUGAAGGCUUGUUUGCUUAAAAACACUCAACGCAUAACCGUGUUUGAACUACAAUUUUGGACUAUUCGAGUUUGUACGAGCAAAUAUCAAAUACGUAUCUUUAAUAACAAUAAUUUCCCAAUGUACGUUAAUGAAUAGUUGUUUGUUAGGAGUUCCAAUAAUUGGAUGUAGGCCAAGUAAAAAAAAAACUUAUACAUUGCAAAGUAGUUACGAGGCCAACUGUGGGUGUGCAUGCAACGCAUGUGCAUCAAGCUCAAAGUCAUCUCCAUUGUAUAAUCUUACUUUUGUUCGCCUAUGAAUGCAUUUAAAUUCGAACAAACUGCACGUAAUUGAGUAUAAUUCUCCGAAUCAUUUCUCUUCUAGAAGACAGACGUUGAACCGUUCACCUUUCACCAGCCGGUGUGUGUUACUGAACUGAUCUACAACUACACGGCCAUCACACGUAUGAUGGUCCAUCCUUUGUACACUAACUCACACACAUUGAAAUUAUUUAAAUAUGCUAGGCGUAGAACUGCGCGCAUUCACCCUUAUCUUUCCCAUUCUCUAUAGUACUAAGAAAGCCACAGCUCAGUUGCAUCGUGAGGUUGAACAGGGUUGCACUGGCCGCUCGAAAUCUUUGAUCUCUGUAGAAAUAAGUGGAGCUUAAACUUAAACUUUUGUACUUAAUAAAUGCAAUGAUGAUGAACUGUGCUGUUUUAACAGCUGUAGUGCCCUCAACUGCACCCUUAGUGCUUUAUAGUGCAUAAGUCGCCAGUAGUGAGUAGACUUUAUAUGAACUAUCUAGUUAAGAUCGAUAAGCUUACAGGUCUCUUUAGUAUUGAAAAUAUGGCUAUUGUAGGUUCUCAUCCCUCUUAUAUUCAAUGGAAACGAAAUGAACAUCUUGCCCCUCCAUUACUCCUAAGCAACGAGUUCCGUGAGGCUUUUCCUGCCUGGAUAGGGAAUAACUUGUUAGAGGUCAAAUGUUGCUUAGCAUUAUUUUAUGCUAAGCAACAUUUUAUGCCACUCACCCUACGCUUUCGUAACCACAAUUUGUACAUUUGAUUAGCAAUGAUUAAUAAUUUAAAUUUGCCUCUUAGCAAUGUCAUUGGAUCGUGUUCGGCUUAGACUUAAUCCGCUAAUAGAAGCUGCGUUUCCUUGUAUAUUCAAACGAAGUGACGUUUUGGUGUACGGUAAUACUUUAUGUGAGGCGUUGCGUGUAAUUCUGCUUUCUCAAUCGAGAAUUUUGUCUGCCGAUAACAGUUGACCAUUUCUUUUUGUCUGUAUGGAAUUUUUUGGCAAACUACACGAUUUUAUUUCUUAUUUCAUUUCAUCUUCCUUUUGUGUAUAAUUUGGUUUCUAUUUAUCUUAUUUGUUCCCAUAUGCAGAGCUGUAAUUUUGUACGGAGAGGGUCUCUAGUGUGCGUAGUAAACUGAACUAAAAA